ACCACAAUCAAUCUCCACAAAAUCUUCAAAAUUUCCUUAUCUUCCUUUCACUCAACUUUCGUUGCUUUCCCAAUCAAAAGAGAAGUGAAUUCCCCAUGGCGCCCAAAGCAGAGAAGAAGCCAGCUGAGAAGAAGCCGGCCGAGGAAAAAAAGACAACUGUCGCCGAGAAAGCCCCAGCGGAGAAGAAGCCAAAAGCCGGGAAGAAGCUUCCCAAAGAAGGCGCCGCCGCUGGAGACAAGAAAAAGAAGAAGGCCAAGAAGAGUGUCGAGACGUACAAGAUCUACAUCUUCAAGGUCCUUAAACAAGUCCACCCUGAUAUCGGGAUUUCAAGCAAAGCCAUGGGAAUCAUGAACAGUUUCAUCAACGAUAUCUUCGAGAAGCUUGCUCAAGAAGCCUCUAGACUAGCGAGGUACAACAAGAAGCCAACGAUCACUUCCAGGGAAAUCCAGACCGCUGUUAGACUUGUACUUCCCGGAGAACUUGCCAAACACGCCGUAUCCGAAGGCACUAAGGCAGUAACUAAGUUCACCAGCUCUUAAAAUUAGGAAAUCAGGUUUGCUGUAAUCUGGGUGAAUUUGGGAUUUUAGGGUUAGAGUUUUACGAAAUCUCAGAUUGUUAGUGCCUUUAUGUUUCGCUUAAUGUUGUUUUGUUGGUGUGAAGUAAAUGUCAAUGAUGGAAUUCGGAAUAAAUCUCUUUGUUAUCGAA
Hibiscus syriacus is the source of this 705-nucleotide messenger RNA. RefSeq names its product probable histone H2B.1. The coding region runs from base 96 to 539 and encodes 147 amino acids. The record is from RefSeq and is a predicted model, not a curated record. Gene Ontology annotation, biological process: nucleosome assembly. Gene Ontology annotation, molecular function: protein heterodimerization activity; structural constituent of chromatin; DNA binding. The transcript has a single exon. Gene Ontology annotation, cellular component: nucleosome. Lineage: Eukaryota; Viridiplantae; Streptophyta; Magnoliopsida; Malvales; Malvaceae.